AUGCCUUCGAAGGCCAAACCCUCUGAAAAGAGUGACGACGAAAAACUUCUCGUUGCCGUUGUCAGUCUUUGGGAUUCUCUUCCACCUGUCGACAACCAUAAACUAGGCGCACUUCUGGGAAUCAAGCCCGGAACUGCUGCCGUGCGCUGGCAUCGACUCAAAGCAAAACUAUUUAAGGACAGCGAGAACAAUAAAGCCGGGGAUGAUGUGGAAGUUGAACAUGAAACGGUGGCACUUGGUAAUCCAACUGGAGAGAAAAGAUCUGCUGAGAAUGCGGACAUUGAACAGGCAGUCGCGGUAUUCGAUAACAGAAAGAGGGGCAAAACCGGAGGGCGGAAGCGUGCAGCCGCGACGAAGGGACCCAAUGAGCCACCUGCCCAGCGCAAGAAAUUUGAUAAGUCGAUCGGCAUCUCUUUGAAUGCGUCUACUUCGAAACUGGGACCUGGCAAAGGCAGGAAGACAAACGAAGACAAGGAACCAUUGGAAGGGUUAUGUGUAUUUAAGCAGGAAAAUUUCCUGUGUCCAAACAAGAAUCCAAGACCCGUCACAAUGUCCACCGAAUCUGCCGAAGACCAGAGACUUAUCGCAGCCGUAUUCAAACAAAUCAAGUUUGCCGAGAUAAUUUUAGAUUACGAGCAACUAGCAAAGGACCUUAAAAUCAAAGCUAUGCAUCCAGGAAAAGCUGCAGGCAAGCGUUGGAUACGAUACAAGCAGAGACAUGGCCUUGUUGCGGAAAGAUCGGCCAAGAACGAGGUCAUUGAUGAAAUGGAGAACUGCAUGAAUGUUACACCAAAGGCGGGAAACGGCAAAAAGACAGGGAAGGCGGCAAAAGGUACAAACGAAGGGAAGAAGGCUGCAUCAAAGAAAAGAAAGAUCGUCAAGGAUGAGGAUGAUAAUGAGGAGGAGGAUGAUGACUUCGAUUAG
Botrytis fragariae is the source of this 924-nucleotide messenger RNA. RefSeq lists its product as uncharacterized. Lineage: Eukaryota; Fungi; Ascomycota; Leotiomycetes; Helotiales; Sclerotiniaceae. The record is from RefSeq and is a predicted model, not a curated record. Bases 1 to 924 code for a protein of 307 amino acids. The transcript is spliced from 2 exons.